AUGUCCGCCGCAGCAGUCUCCCUCGUCGAGACGGCCAAGAAGGCUGCCGCCUACCGCGCCGUUGACGAGCACCUCUCUCCUUCGGCACGCUUCGUCGGCAUCGGCUCCGGCAGCACUGUCGUCUACGUCGUCGACGCUAUCGCUGCAAAGGGCCCUUCCUUCCACUCCAACAUAACCUUCCUUCCCACUGGCAGCCAGUCCAAGGGCCUCAUCCGCGCUGCCGGCCUGCGCCUGUGCAAUCUCGAUGAGCGGCCCCUGGGCGCCGACGGCAAGCUCGUGCCCAUUGAUGUCGCCUUUGACGGCGCCGACGAGGUCGACGCAGAUCUCAACUGCAUCAAGGGCGGUGGCGCAUGUCUCUUCCAGGAGAAGCUCGUUGCCAUUGCCGCUAAGAAGUUUGUUGUUGUAGCUGACUACCGCAAGCUCUCUUCGAGGCUGCUCACCAACUGGAAGGCCAUCCCCAUCGAGGUCCUCCCCAUGUCCGCCCCGGACGUGCUCGACAGGCUGACGGCUCUAGGCGCCGUCAAGCCCCUCGUGCGUCCUGGCGCGCCCGGCAAGGCUGGCGAGGUCGUCACCGACAACGGCAUGUGGCUGAUCGAUGCGCCCUUCCCCCAGCUGCUCCUGCCCCAGGACCUGACAGACGCCUCGUCCCAGCAGCUGGGUCGCAACUCCGCCGGCGCGUGGGAGGUCUCUGCGCUCGCCAAGGAGCUGCUCAUGAUCCCCGGCAUCGUCGAGAUCGGCAUCUUCCACGGCAUCAACGGGCUGCAGGCGGCCCAGGCUGGCAAGGAGGGUCUGGCUCAGAAGCCGGUCGCCGCCUACUUCGGCAUGGAGGACGGCAGCGUCAAGGUUACGGUCAGCCCAUAG
Messenger RNA from Colletotrichum graminicola M1.001, 861 nucleotides. RefSeq names its product ribose 5-phosphate isomerase A. Gene Ontology annotation, molecular function: ribose-5-phosphate isomerase activity. Bases 1 to 861 code for a protein of 286 amino acids. NCBI's taxonomy places the organism in Eukaryota, Fungi, Ascomycota, Sordariomycetes, Glomerellales, Glomerellaceae. The record is from RefSeq and is a predicted model, not a curated record. The transcript has 2 exons. Gene Ontology annotation, cellular component: intracellular membrane-bounded organelle. Gene Ontology annotation, biological process: pentose-phosphate shunt, non-oxidative branch; D-ribose metabolic process.